AAAUCUUUGUUUAUUUCUUCUCUCAAAAGUCAAUUUUCUACUCAAUAAGCAACAAUCAGAGGUUCAUAUACACACAUCUUCAAACCCCAAACAGGGAAUAUAUAUUUAUAAAAGCAACAAAAAAACAACAUUCUGUGUAAUGAUACUGAGUGAAUCCAUGUACUUCAUAAUCACUGAUUAUCAGAUAUUUGUGAGAAAUGUUGUGACAUUUGGUGCAUAUAUGAUGGUAAACUGGUGGAAUAAAUAUUUCUAGUUGGUAUUUUCUGCAUUUAACUGACGGUUUUUGCUUUGAGGCCCUCAGCUGGGGCCCAACAGUAAAUCUAACUAUUUUUUACUCGUAUUGAUAACUGGACGUCAGACAUGGAGAAAAAAACAUGAUUAGCUUUAUAAAUACUCCAUCGCAGUUUCAAACCUGAACUCUGCAAGUUCUGUGUUUUAAGUAAAAGUGUGUAAUAAUCUUCAUCGUUUUGCUCGUCAUCAGUAAACCUUUGAGCGGCUCGUACUUCCGUAUCUGCUUUUCCUAAAUUAGCUGAAGAAAGCGAACGUUUUCCGUCCCUCUGAGUGGAUUUAAUCUCUUCACUUCCUCUGGUUUGGCAGGAAAUAUUCUGCAUUCAGUUUCUGUUUUCUUCAGAUUAUCUGCUGUGUGUGUGUGUGUGUGUGUGUGUGUGUCUAUAACUGCAUGUGAAGAUCAGCUGAUGUAGUGAAAACGCAGAGUGAAAGCACUUGGAGGAAGGUGACUCAACUCGUUAUCUGACUGCCAUUGUUUUUGUCCCUCGCCGCGGAAAAAUGCAGCUCUUCCUCUUCCUCUCUCUGUUUCUCCCUCUCUCUCUCUCUUGUCGUUUUCUGAUUCCCUCGUUUCUCCCUCUCCGUCCUUCAGGCUCGCUGACGGUGUCCAUCACAGACAUGCGUGCUCCGGUGGUCGGGGGAUCCGGUGGCGUCUACGCUCUCUGCUCCGCGCAUCUGGCCAACGUCGUCAUGAACUGGGCCGGGAUGCGCUGUCCGUACAAACUGCUCCGCAUGAUCCUGGCGCUGGUCUGCAUGAGCUCGGAGGUGGGCCGCGCCGUCUGGCUGCGCUUCUCGCCGCCGGUGCCAUCGUCGGGGCCGCAGCCCAGCUUCAUGGCCCACCUGUCGGGCGCGGUGGUGGGCAUCAGCAUGGGGCUGCUCAUCCUGCGCAGCUACGAGGAGAGCCUGCAGAAGCAAUGCUCCUGGUGGGUCAUCGUCUUCUCCUUCAUCACCUUCCUCCUCUUCGCCAUCUUCUGGAACAUCUUCGCCUACGAGCUGCUGGGCGUUCAGAUCCCGCCGCCGCCAUGAUGGCGGCUCCGUUUGCUCCCGAUUCCACCAAACUGAAAACAAUCCACCCAGAAUAAUCGGUAACUCUUCAGCUGCAGGGCGAGCAGGAGACAAAAUACCCGACAUGGAGCAGUCUCUGUUUGUCCUUCAGUAAAUUAUGACACUUCUAAAGUUGCACUAAGUUUAUUUAAAGUGUAAACUUUGCAUUAUUCUGUAAAUUGUGACACUUUUUGUGCAAAGUUGCACCAAAAGUUGAAAUAAAAGUCCAUGAAAAGUGUCAUUAUUAACCGAAUGACUGACAGCCGUAACCGUUUCUGCAGACUCCUCCAUGUUGCCGUUUAUCGUGUUCAUGGCGGCGUUUCGUCGGCGCUGCGCUCAGAUGAAGCGUUACCGAAUCCUUUUUUACAGAAACUUUGCGAAUCAAAGAAAUGUUUCUCUUUUAUUAAAGAGGGAUUACAGUAGCAACAGCUGGAAGCUCCUCUGAGUUUCCGUCGUUUUUAUAUGAAUAUGUAGAAACCUCAUCCGCAUCAACCCGUAUUUGUUUUCCGUUUGCUUCGUUCAUGCAAAGACCUCAAACGAGAAGAUGCUGACAUCAUCACAUGUGCCUCUGGAAGGAAACGUUUCUGGCAGGUUUUCCUGCUGCAGCCAAAAACACAGCAGACAUCCAGAAGGAGCAGCUCAGAGUCUGAAACAGACUGGAGAUGCACCGAUCAGAUUGGAGUCGAUUUUCCAUUGAUUUGCUCUGAUCAGCUUGUCAUGUAAAACUUUUAUCGCAAAAACAGCACAAAGUCACCUAAAUUUAAAAAAAUAAAGCUUAAGACGCCA
Messenger RNA from Poecilia latipinna (sailfin molly), 2115 nucleotides. Its product is annotated as rhomboid-related protein 1-like. Gene Ontology annotation, molecular function: serine-type endopeptidase activity. Bases 787 to 1311 code for a protein of 174 amino acids. The transcript has 3 exons. Lineage: Eukaryota; Metazoa; Chordata; Actinopteri; Cyprinodontiformes; Poeciliidae. Gene Ontology annotation, cellular component: membrane. The record is from RefSeq and is a predicted model, not a curated record.